Rotaria sordida is the source of this 555-nucleotide messenger RNA. Lineage: Eukaryota; Metazoa; Rotifera; Eurotatoria; Philodinida; Philodinidae. The record is from the annotation of a GenBank genome assembly.
AUGUAUGUUGUUAAAUAUCUUGUUGAAACUACUAACUAUUCAAUUAAUGUUCAAAAUGGACAAGAUCUUGAAAAAAGUCUAUUAACACUAAGAUCAAUUUCAUUAAAAAAUACAGAUUUUAAUCUAUCAGCAGCUUCUUCUGCAUUACGUGGAACUUGUUUUAAUGGAUAUUUGAAUGUUGAACAUAGUGUUGACUAUUCAAUUAAAAAUCAAACUGAUGAAACACCUAUGAUGAAUGAACAAUAUCAUGCGCAUAUAACAGAAUUUUUUCGAAAUUUAAUUGUUUCAGAAUAUUCAACUAAUUUGAAUAUUUUUAGAGAAAAGAAACAAUACAUAGUUGAUUGUAUAUUGAAAUAUAAAUCAUUUCAUGAUAACAUAUGGUAUUCAUUUUCAGUUAUUGAAUCAAAUGAAUUACAUCAAUCAUUAAUAGUUAAAUCUGAUGAACAAUUUCAGUAUGAAAUUCUUCUUAAAGUAUUUACAGGUGUUUGUACUGUUUCAACAAUUGAAUUUUUACGUUCAGGCAGAAAUAGUAAUCCUGAAAAUAAUGUAGCAUGA